GCGCAUUUAAGGAACUAACGUCAGCAACCCGCCGUGAAGCAGUAACGUGUCGGUGCCCUGGGGUUCCAUUCGUGCAGGCCGGUUUACUAAAUUGUAAACUCGGACUGGUGGAGUCGAAGUAGCCCCCAUGUCACUAUACAAUAAGGCGGCUUGGUUUAUGUAGCCGUCAUGCCCGUCGACGAUUUGGCCAUGAUUGGACCCUAUCCCUUACAACCAGAUGGUGUCUCUUCCAACCAAGACUGCCAACACCAAUCGACAGAACUUUGACCUCGUGUAUUUGAUCUUGUCCGGGGUAUCGUCGGUUUCUAUAGAAGAUUAGGUAGAGACCCUCAAAGCCACCCGUCCAUCGACAGUUCUGCGGCGUUCGCAACGGCACAGCUAUAAUGGCAACGAACUCAGACAAGAGCAACCUUGUGAGAAUUAGAGAUAAUCAGAGACGAUCUCGUGCGCGGCGGAGAGAGUACCUGCAGGAGCUCGAACAGCGUCUGAGAGUCUGUGAGCUCCAAGGCAUCGAGGCAUCAACAGAAAUCCAGCAGGCGGCAAGAAGAGCCAUCGACGAGAACAGGAAACUGCGGUUGCUUCUAAGUCAGCAAGGCGUCAGUGAUGAUGCCAUUGACACUUUUCUUCGAUCCUCGGGGGGACGGGGUCAGCCGAGUGGCCAAGGAUCUCCUCCUGCCGAAUCCGGUAGUGCGGCCCAAGCCUUGGAACGACUACUGUUACCUCGUCAGCCCAACCAUUUGGACUCCAGCCUGACUGCACCCGGUGCGCUCCCCGAACCUCUCGGCCAAAGAAGCGAAACCAGCUCCGUCAAGAGCAAUACCUCAGAAGACGACUGGAGAAAGCCCAUCUUGCGUUUUGCCCACCCCCACGAGCAGUCCUCGGCCGCCAGCCAUUCGCCCGAGACGACGGCGCCUGAUUUCAACAAUCUGCACUUUCUCCAGGCAUGGGAUACCGCGUCGGGAUGCUGUACAACCGAGCCAGAUGUCACCAGCAUCGAAUCGCUUGACCUCAACUCCCUGGCCGAGGCUCAAUAUCCAAAGAACUCUCUUCCUCUUUCUCCUCCACACCCUCGACUACUACUAGACAGACCAACCAACGCAGAAGUCCGUGGACUGGACCCGAAUUUCAGUCUCCACCCGACACCAGGACUUCACGACCACGGCUACUACAAUCCACUUGCAUUCCAAUCAGCUCCUGCAACGGGCUUCACAGCAGACUACCUACCGAUUUCUACAGCAGCAGCCACAAUUCCUACAUGCAAAGAUUUAGCUGAUGUCAUCACAUCACUGGAAGUUGUGGCACCUCAAGGGAUUGGUACUUUGAUUCCCUGUUCCUCAGCUGGCAACUGGGAAACUGGCGCGGGUAACAUGGAUACGGCGCUGGGUCGCUAUACUCCCACUUCUACAGAGUAUGACAUGGAGGCUCUGGUGCGGAUGCUGCACCCUUGAUUCUUUGGAGCAAUUGAUUUAUAGUUUCUACGGUAUACCCUACGUUCUUCUCUAUUCUUUUUCUAAUGUAAGCGCUGGACUAGUCACUUGCGAAACUUCUGAGACAUUACCGGAUCUGGCAAUUAGUCAGUGGCAGUUGCGCGACGUCCACAUUC
Messenger RNA from Pseudomassariella vexata, 1603 nucleotides. RefSeq lists its product as uncharacterized. The transcript is spliced from 2 exons. Lineage: Eukaryota; Fungi; Ascomycota; Sordariomycetes; Amphisphaeriales; Pseudomassariaceae. The record is from RefSeq and is a predicted model, not a curated record. Bases 384 to 1448 code for a protein of 354 amino acids.